GAGCCUGCUAUGCUCUUUCAUUGUCAGAAUAGAUUUUUCGAUGUAUAAAACGCGAAUAUUUAUUUAAAAUUACAUAUUAUUUCCAAAAAAAUGACUGAAAAUGGAUAAGCCAGAGAAAGAUAAUAUACCGACCAUACAAGAUAAUUCUGCUGGUAGUGCUGACAUGACUACUCCGCCUAAUAAACCCAAAAAUCGCGGUAAAAAACGGAAACGGCGAGACAGUGAGAGCAGCACAGACUUAGAAGACAUUCUUCCAGAGAACACUCUUGAAGUUGAAAAGAAUCUCCAAGCAUCAGCUAUUAAAAAUAAUCUGGAUGAUGCUAGCGUUAAAAAGAUUUUGAAGAAAGUGGUGACAAAUGACCAUGUGCUGGCACUGGUCAAAUUACGUGAAGAGGAGGAGAACUCCAGCUCUGUGCAGGCCAGUCUUCAGCCCAAACUGACCCGCGCUAAAGUCAAGGAGUUAAUGAAAGUAUCGCCAAAAUCAGCGCCAUGGAACUUGGAACUGACUCCAAUCAAACACAUACCGGUGAAGACCAGACCGGAGGUGGAAGCCCUCAUCUCCAAAGACCUGCCUGAAGAUGAAGAUGAUGAUGAGUAUCAACCUACUCACGAUGAUGUCCCGAGUGACGACGACCAAACCCUGGAGUCAUGCAGCGACCUGGAGUCACAGCCGCGCACGCCCGCCACGCCUGGCAGUAUCCACGCCAGUCCCAGGGUGCUCAAGGACGGGCCCUUCAAAGUGCCAAUGAGCAUAACAACACCAACUCGUCGAAAGCUUAUAAUAGAAGAAGAAGAGGCGACAAUUGCACUCCGGACUCGGUCCAAACUGAGUUUAUCGUCCACAUCAAUCGAGCAUAUAGAGAGUUCGUUCGUGCCACCUGAUGAAGUACCGACUCCAGUGGUGGAUGACCUGUGGAACCAGUUCUUAGAGCAGUGUUUGAACCCCGCAGAGGUGUCGAAGCAUGAAGACGACGAUGAGGCGGACCCGGAGUACAAUGUUGCUGCUGAUCCUGACGCGCACGACGAGGAUGAGGAAGCCCUAGAGAACAGCAUCAUCAAGAUAUCCAAGAAGGAGCUGAAUGACCUGGUGACGGAGCUGUUCAGCAUCAUGCCGGAGGUGACAGCUGACGACCAGCUCGCCGAGAACCUGGCGAACAACGUGCUCACUGACAACAAUGCUACUGAGAUCUCAAGCCACUGGGAAGGCAAACAAGAGCCAAUGUCGGAAGACGAGAAAGAGAAUCAGGAAAACAAAUUCCGCGCCCAGAAAAUAAAUCAGCAGAAAAGGGAUAGCGCUGUUAGAUUUUCCAUUGGUAAGAGCGAGCCAGAAGAUUCUGAAUAUAACGAUGCUGGGGAGAGCAGUGGAAUAGAAGUGAAGAAGGGACAGCAAGCUAAUGUGAGGAUUAUACACAAGGUCCUCCCGCACACAGUGAACAUCUCAGUGGAGGAGAAGGCUGUGCCGCUUCAGCCCGACAACGUGCCCCCGCCGACCGGCCCCUCGCCGCCGCAAACGGCGCCCCCGUCGCUGCGCUCGCUGCAACAAGGAAACACCACGCGCCUCCAAGUGCAAAUUGAUAGCUCUGUCACUGUGUUACCAGAACAGAUACAGAUCCUGCAACAGCAGUUGCGGCAGCACAUACAACUGGCCACCUCCAACUUCCUGCAGCUAUACGUCAACCCCGUGCAUUGGAAUCUCGCGCCCACCUACAAGGAGUACUUGGAACAAUUCAGCAACAUGGUGCAGAAAGACCCGAAUUCAGUGGUGAACGUGUGUAACUUGAAGCCGGCAGUAGAACUGGUCGAGGGCUGGCAGAAGACUGUCUCCCAAGACACGCCCGAGAAUAAGAAGAUGGUCGAAUUUAUCCAGGAUGAAUCCGAGAGGAGCCGACGCCGCUUUCACCAGAACUCGUUGUACAUUGGCGAAUUCCCCGAGCUUUUCCUGCAAACUGUGGCCAAUAGCGGAGUGUUCCUGUAUCCGUACCUGCUGCCAGCUAUGCCGUACCGCGCCGACAGCCACAGGAAGUUCUCGUACAAACACACUGAGGACGAGUUGAUAGCCCUCGGUCUCGACCAGUUCUGGCAGUACAUAGAUGACAAUCCGCAGUUGUUCAAGCGGUCUCAGCACUCAAAACGCUCGAACUGGGGCCUGGCGCAGUCGUGCGCGCUCAUCUGCAAACAUAUGUUCCCGUGGCUAACCCCCAGGUGGCUGCAGUCGCAUAUACACCGGGCCAAGAAGGACAAAGAGAACCCGCUUUAUAAAUUCUUCCAAAAGCGUGAGAUAACGCCAGUUAAACACAAGAUCCUGCCGUACAAUCCAGCCCUCACCUUGUAUGAGCAGCCCGAACACGAGAUGCCGCGGAUCUGGAUACGAUACCUCGCUAAAAGCAGCAAGAGGUUCAGGACUUACCUAUACAAGCGAAGAUUCGCAGGUUUACCGCCAGACGGCGUACCUAUCAAAAACAACAUCAAAGAGCCUAUCAAAAAGCCUUUACCCAUCGACUUCACAAAACCUAUCAUUUGCAAUAGAAUUUUCAACGACCCUAAAGAUAUUCCCCCCUUGAAAGACAAAUUUGACGUGCAAAUAGUACCAGGGAAUAAUGAAAAUAUAGAGGUUGGUGUAACCGUUGCUAUAACUCCUGGUAAUCUGGUCGCGGCAAACGAAACGUGGUCUAUUGGCAACGUUGUUGGGAACAUGAUGACUGCUGUCAAAUUAGUUGUAAAUAAUACAUCUGAAGCCGAUAAAACUAUCAGCACUGCAGAUAAUACUAGUAUUAGUAAUAUAACAGCUACUACAGGGAGUAUUACAGGACCUUUAAUGAGUAUUAACGCAGGCGUUAUAACACUGGAGCCCACUAAUAUAGGGAACAACACAAAUAACCAAACGGAUGUUAAUACGACAAAUAUAGGUGACGCCAUAAAAGUAACCGAAUCAGUAGAUGCAAAAACUGAGAGUAACGAUACAUGUGUAGAAAAUUUGACGACAACACGGAAUGUAGCCAAAGCGAUAGCAAGUUUGAUCCCUGUAGGUAAGAUACCUAAUGUUGUAAGCAAAGAAAUAGCUACAGACGGUGAAAUUGUACGCAAAAUAACAGGCAAUAACACAAAUCCAGCUCAAAACAGUUACGUACUCCCUCCAAACAUGUACAGAGUAGUUCCAACGAGUCUUGGAGCGUAUUUAGUACCUCUAACGCCAUUACCAUCUACUGCUACAGUCAAUAGCAUCAACAAGCCUAUAUCAAGCACUGUUCCAAAUACAAACGACGUUUCCGGACCGUCGAAAAACUCUAUUCUGACAGAAAUAUUGAAACAAGCAGAAAGACUAAAAACCCACUGCCAAUGUUGCAUCUUGAUGAAGAAGAUUUGUAAGGAGAAGCAGUCUCUGAUAACAGACUUUUUCAAGACAAAGAAAGUUGACGUAAAAUGUGAAUGUACAUAUAGAAAGUACCCGAGAAUCACAAAUAGGUUAAGAAUGUUGGUUAAUAAUUAUAAGAAUCGAUCUCGGUGCGAGCAAAAUAAAUUGGAAGCUAUGAUGGGAGCUAGGAAUGGAACUAGUGACCUGUUAUGUGAGACAGAAAAGGAGUCAAGUGAAGAGAAUCGUCUUGAUGACUUAGCAUGUGUAACGUCCUACCAAAUGAAGCUGACCAUUAAAUCCGCGUUAGUGCGGAACAUAUACACGAAGAAAAAAAUACACACGCUGUUCUCAACCUUUGACGCUGAUUCGCACGACCCGCUCACCCUCGCAAAAGAAAUGUACAGAGCUCUAGAAAUAGAACUCCUGGAUUUGUACAAAGAGUUUGUAGGAUUCCUAACUGCUGAACAAGCGGACAAGAUAAAUAGAUUCAAGGAUUACUUCGUCAAUAGAUGUAUGGGUGAUCUGUUGAAAAGAGUUGAGGUAGAAAUAACAGACGCAAACAAAAGAUGGACGGUCCUGUGUUACCUCAGGACGAUAUUCAAUGACAACGUAUCGACAUCAUGUCAGAUAUGUACCAGGAUACUCGCUCUAAUCAUGGAUUACCCACAACUUGCUAAAUAUGUCUUCGCGCUAUUCCCGCAUAGAAUCGGCAGGAAGGAGGACAGCUGCAAUAAACCAACGCCACUUCCAACCCCAAAAGAUCCGACACUUCAUCCACUACCUUCAGAACCUGCAUCCGAUGAGCUUACACAAGAACGGAUCGAGGAAACAACCUUAACAAAUGAAGAAGUAUUGGAAGCGGCUGACGAAAGACUGACGAUAGAUGACACACAUACUAUGAUGGAUUAUGAAGCCGACCAUUCCGCGUGUGACGACGAAGACGACGGCAACCAAUCAGACGCUGGCAGCCGGAGUACCAGCAGAUUAUCACACACUAGUCAACCAAUCAAAUAUGAGGAAGCAACGUCACAAAACGUGCUAGACACACCAGAACUGACAAUAAGCAAGACUGAAGUGCAGGACCUCUCCGAAUCGACGACUAUGUCUCCUUUAGUUAUGUCAGAGGACGAGCCACUCAAGGCCGAAGCACCUGAGUGGAAGAGAGAGGAAGAUAAAUUGAUUUUAGAACUUCUACUGCACCAUCUCUCGCCACAAGAACGAAAGGAUAAGACGAUCCUAGAAAUUUUAGACGAGAAAAAUGUAUACCAAAUGAUAUCAGUAAACCUACCCCAUAAAUCUAUAGCCGACGUUAAGGAAAGAGUAAUGUAUUUAUUGGAAAUUCUAGUUUUAAGUGAAUAUUAAUGUGUAAGUAAAUAAAUACUAUGUAUUUAUU
Pectinophora gossypiella (pink bollworm) is the source of this 4745-nucleotide messenger RNA. RefSeq lists its product as uncharacterized. The record is from RefSeq and is a predicted model, not a curated record. NCBI's taxonomy places the organism in Eukaryota, Metazoa, Arthropoda, Insecta, Lepidoptera, Gelechiidae. The transcript has 21 exons. Gene Ontology annotation, cellular component: nucleus. The coding region runs from base 101 to 4714 and encodes 1537 amino acids. Gene Ontology annotation, molecular function: transcription coregulator activity. Gene Ontology annotation, biological process: regulation of DNA-templated transcription.